Molecule: messenger RNA, 966 nt
Organism: Alnus glutinosa
Lineage: Eukaryota; Viridiplantae; Streptophyta; Magnoliopsida; Fagales; Betulaceae
Exons: 8
Coding region: 145-690 (181 amino acids)
Molecular function (GO): protein binding
Source: RefSeq, a predicted model, not a curated record
UCUGUAUAUGUCCAAAUUUGGAGUUUGAAGAGUGCUAGGAACUGGGGAAUAUUUGAUUUUGACAAUUCAAAGCUUGGGACGAGUUGGGUCAGAGGAUUUUAAGACUCGCCUUGGGCAUAAUCAAAUAAAGUAACCGAAACAAGAAUGUUUACCAAUGACCAGAGACAAGAAGAGCGAACGGGAAGAUAUGGAACUCCAAGGCUGCAAUACCUUCAAGAAUUGGUGAGUCAGUUUCAGAACUCUACUGAUGAAGAAACAAAAGAGAGAAUUGCUGCUAAUCUGGCAAACUUUGCAUAUGACCCUUACAAUUAUAAAUUCUUGCGCCAGCUCAAUGUUGUCGAACUUUUCCUUGACUGCAUAACGGAACCCAAUGAGAAGCUUGUGGAAUUCGGGCUUGGAGGGAUAUGCAAUUCCUGCGUAGAUCCAGUGAAUGCUGCAAUUGUCACUCAAUGUAGCGGGAUUCCUCUUAUCAUUCAAUGUUUAUCGAGUCCGGUUAGAAACACUGUGAAUUAUGCGCUUGGUGCUCUUUAUUAUCUCUGUAACGCAUCUAAUAAGGGAGAGAUUUUAAAGCCGGAAGUGAUUGAUGUCAUCAAGAGAUAUGCUGCAGCUGAAGCGGUUAGUGUCAGCUUUAGUAAUCUGGCGAAGGCAUUUUUGGACAAACAUGUGGGAGUGGGAACAAGUGAGCCUUAAAGGCAUGCUUUCUCGUAGGGACGCCACUAUCAUAUGAAAGCUCAGUUCGCAUUGGCAAUUCGUUUCUCUAUCUUGCUAGAAAUUCUUUUGAUUCCUUGUUUGGUUUAAUCAUUACUCGUGUGUCCAUGUGCAGGGGUUUUGCAUUGUGCUUGAUGGUUAUGAUGUAAUUAUGUAACCCAAAAAGCUUGAACUCGACCCAAAAGGGUGGCCAUGCCACAUUGGCAUGUGUCAGCCCAAUUUCUUCAAAGUAAGCGGCGGAUAGAAGUUUUUUACAAA